CCAAAUUCUUCUGCAUUCUCUUUGUGGCAGAGAGGGGGUGGUCGCUGCAGCAUCACCACCAUACUUUCCACUGCAUCCCUGUACCACCAUCGCACCUUAGAUUAACAUGCAAGGAGCACGCUAGUAAACAAGUAAACAACACUUCCAACAAUCCAAGGACAAACAUGAUGAGGCGUGACUGGGACAGGGGACGAGGCGGUAAUGGGAGCUCAAGGCGUGGGGGCCAGCCUCGAGCCACAAUGGAGUCCGCCAUGAUGGCACUCAACAGGCCUACUCCCCUGCAGAUCAACCCAUUUACUGAACUGCCCUACACGCCUCGUUACUACGAAAUCCUCAAAAAACGUCAGCGUCUCCCUGUGUGGGAGAACCGAGAGAAUUUCACCGACAUCCUCAUGCAUCACCAGUGUUUCGUCCUGGUUGGGGAGACCGGUUCUGGGAAGACCACACAGAUCCCGCAGUGGUGUGUGGAAAUGGUGCCCAAGAGGGCAGUAGCUUGCACCCAGCCAAGGAGGGUGGCAGCCAUGAGCGUCGCCCGGAGGGUGGCUGAUGAGAUGGAUGUGAUGCUGGGCCAAGAGGUGGGCUACUCCAUCCGGUUCGAAGACUGCACCUCUGGCAAGACAGUCCUCAAGUACUUGACUGACGGAAUGUUGCUACGGGAGGCCAUGAACGACCCACUACUGGAGCGCUACGGCGUGAUCAUCCUGGAUGAGGCCCACGAACGCACGCUAACCACGGACAUCCUCAUGGGGGUUCUUAAGCAGGUGGUCCGCCGGAGACAUGACCUCAAGGUUAUUGUAAUGAGUGCCACCUUGGAUGCCGGAAAGUUCCAGCUGUACUUUGACAGCUGUCCCCUUCUUACCAUUCCUGGACGCAUGCACCCCGUGGAGAUCUUCUACACGCCCGAACCGAAGCGGGACUACCUGGAGGCGGCGAUUCGCACCGUGAUUCAGAUCCACAUGUUUGAGGAAGUCGAAGGGGACAUUUUGCUGUUCCUCACCGGACAAGAGGAAAUCGAGGAAGCCUGCAAGCGAAUCAGGCUGGAGGCAGAUGACCUGGGGCCCGAUGCUGGCAAUAUCAAAAUCAUUCCGCUGUACUCCAUGCUGCCCCCCCUGCAGCAGCAGAGGAUCUUCGAGCCGCCCCCUGCAAAGAAACCGAAUGGCGCCAUCGGAAGGAAGGUUGUGGUGUCAACAAAUAUCGCUGAGACGUCACUCACCAUAGAUGGCAUUGUGUUUGUAAUUGAUCCGGGAUUUGCCAAGCAAAAGGUGUACAACCCCCGCAUCCGAGUGGAGUCGCUUCUGGUGUCGGCCAUCAGCAAAGCGUCUGCCCAGCAGAGGGCAGGUCGAGCUGGACGGACGCGUCCUGGGAAGUGCUUCCGGCUGUACACAGAAAAGGCUUACAAGACAGAGAUGCAGGACAACACCUACCCAGAGAUUCUCAGGUCCAAUCUGGGCUCGGUAGUGCUGCAGCUAAAGAAGCUGGGCGUCGAUGACCUGGUACAUUUUGACUUCAUGGACCCGCCAGCUCCAGAGACCCUGAUGCGAGCCCUGGAGCUGCUCAACUACCUGGCGGCGCUGAACGACGACGGCGACCUGACAGAGCUGGGCGCCACAAUGGCCGAGUUCCCGCUGGACCCUCAGCUGGCCAAGAUGGUGGUUGCUAGCUGUGAAUUUGACUGCUCUGAUGAGGCGCUCUCCAUCACCGCCAUGUUGUCAGUCCCGCAGUGCUUCAUCCGACCCCCCGAGGCCAAGAGGGUGUCCGACGAGGCCAAGAUGCGCUUUGCACACGCCGACGGAGACCACCUCACUCUUCUUAACGUCUACCACGCCUUUAAACAAAACCACGAGUCCUCCCAGUGGUGCUACGAAAACUUCGUUAGCUACCGCUCUCUGAUGUCUGCUGACAACGUACGGUUUCAGCUGUGCCGCAUCAUGGAGCGCUUCGGGUUGCCGCGACGAAGCUGCGGACACAACUGCAGAGAGUACUACACCAAUAUCCGCCGCAUGCUGGUCACCGGGUUCUUCAUGCAGGUUGCUCAUUUGGAGCACACGGGUCACUACCUGACCGUGAAGGACAACCAGGUGGUACAACUCCACCCUUCCACCGUGCUGGGCCGCAAACCCGAGUGGGUCCUCUACAGUGAGUUUGUGCUCACCGCCAAGAACUACAUCCGCACCUGCACACACGUCGAACCCGAGUGGCUGCUGAAAAUUGCCCCGCGUUACUACGACAUGAGCAAGUUCCCUCAGUGCGAAGCAAAGAGACAAUUGCAGCGGAUCAUGGGAAAGCUCCCUCCGUUUUAAAUAGUAGAGAAUACACUUUUUAUUUAUGUCGAUGUUCUUUUUGUCCAUAAUAAUUGCAGACAUUGCUGUUUAUUUGUUCACUUAAUAAACAUGAAUUUGUUUUUAAAAAAUUGUCCAGUGUGUCAGUACGGUAU
Dunckerocampus dactyliophorus (ringed pipefish) is the source of this 2434-nucleotide messenger RNA. It is a transcript of the gene dhx15, whose product is annotated as DEAH (Asp-Glu-Ala-His) box helicase 15. NCBI's taxonomy places the organism in Eukaryota, Metazoa, Chordata, Actinopteri, Syngnathiformes, Syngnathidae. Gene Ontology annotation, cellular component: intracellular anatomical structure; spliceosomal complex. The record is from RefSeq and is a predicted model, not a curated record. The transcript has 14 exons. Bases 165 to 2300 code for a protein of 711 amino acids. Gene Ontology annotation, molecular function: RNA helicase activity; RNA binding; ATP binding.